This is a messenger RNA of Haemonchus placei, 534 nucleotides long. The record is from the annotation of a GenBank genome assembly. Lineage: Eukaryota; Metazoa; Nematoda; Chromadorea; Rhabditida; Trichostrongylidae.
AUGUCUGCCACCGGUUAUAUCAAAUGCCAGAUGACGGAAGCCCUCAGUUCCCUAGCGGGAAAAUUGGCGGAACUCGAAGAAACAACGCUUGAGAUCACCGAAAAGGAACGUAAAACUGGCGAAUUCGGUGACAGCGAAAACAUAGCAUAUUAUGAUAAGAAACUACUGCAAGGAAUAAUACAUAUAACAUGCUGGACGAGCAAAUCAAAAGAAACCUGGAAGCAAAGCGAGGAUCACUCCAAUAAGAUACAAAAAGAAGACGACCGCUACCAACUGAUCCAAGAUUUCACAGAUCAUUGGGAGACAAUCGAAGCAGAAAACACUAUAGUCAAUGCCCAGGUCCUCGCCGAAGUUCCCGAGUACUUGAGAAGAAAGAUGGAAAGUAACACAAAGGAAGAAAGUCAGAACAGGACAGAAGGACUGUUCCCCACGCAGAUCGAAGUACAGUUUCCAAAGCUGGAAUUACCAGACUUUGAAGGUGGUAUGGUGAAAUUCCCAGAACCGGGAAUUGUACAAGCUGGUAGUUCACAAUAA